UUUUGAUUUACACAACCCUAAUAAUAGUCCAGCUGAACGAUGAUGAAUCAAUAUACUUUGCGAGCGUCGAAUAUGAAAUCUUUGAGGCUGGUCAGUGUGAUUCAUCACGUAUGUCAGAUGUACCACGUGUUGAUAGUUAGGUCAUGCCUCGCACUGGAGAAACACCGUCCUGUAGGUCAGUAGCAUGACGGUUGUUUUGCCUUGCAUACCUUGCAUAGCCUCAGGAUUCAGGUUCACUCGAAAGAAAAAGAAUUAUUUUUAAAUUUCUAGAAAUCGAUAUAAUAAAUGAUGUUCUUCCUGUCCAUGAAAGUUUGAAGAAGCCAAAAAAUCUGACAUUUACGAGCACUCAACUUUGAAGUCUGACGCGGAAUAGUGGGAACACAGUUGAUAAUCCCUGGACAAUACGACAUAAAGCAACGACACAGCCGACAUCGAUGGCACGGGGACUCGCAAGCACCUGGUGGCAUAGAAACCACCUUCAAUGUUUGAACUAUCCUGACUUGCCGACCAAGAAAGAACUCAUCUAUCGCAUCUUCAGAGCCGCGUAUCCUCAUGGCGCAUUCGUAGACGACGACCUUAAGCUCGCCGAGCUAAGAGACAAGGACACCGUAUGGCAGAACUUGGAAACCGAGAUGUACGAAGCUCUCAAAGACCUCCAAGCCUUCGUCAAUACCAUACCCGCGGAGCAACCACGAUUAAAAGGCGAUAGCGAAGCCCUGAGUAUACUGGGUAGAUACUUUGCUGCGCUCCUGCAAGAGGCGCGACAGGCUCUGUACAUAUCGCAGAACGGGCGCUACUUUGAGUUUCGGUCUAUGGAGGAGCUGGUGGUUAGGUAUAAGCGCACCGGAGGCAAGGCGUGGACUUAUGAGGACCCCGAUGAUACGGGCGUGCCGACCGUUGGCGGGUGGACGUUUGCUAGAGAGAACUUGGAGCUCACACAGGGGAGCGAGGUGAAAUAUUUACAGCUGCGGUUGAAGACGUUGGAUGCACAGAGAUAAUGUUGUUGGUUUGGGUCUUCUGGAUGCUGUAAGGGUAUGUUGGAACGGGAAUAGGGGCGUUGAGGCGGUGGUUUGGAGAUACCAGAUUGGGUUGACUUUGGUCAUGGCCUGGGAGGAGGGUAUGUUUCAAAAGAAGGGAAUAGGUACUAGAUAGGAGAGUAAAAGUUCUAAAAGGGGACCCUAGGGAUAUAUAAUUAGGGGUUCCUUAGAGUUAUAACUGCUUCGAUUCUUCUCGGAUGAACGAUUUCCGCGCCGAAGGGAGCUGCUUAUCGUUGGAGAGCAACACAUUUAUUGUAUUGAUGAAUGUUUGUUGAUUCCAAU
Molecule: messenger RNA, 1319 nt
Organism: Annulohypoxylon maeteangense
Lineage: Eukaryota; Fungi; Ascomycota; Sordariomycetes; Xylariales; Hypoxylaceae
Exons: 3
Coding region: 435-998 (187 amino acids)
Source: RefSeq, a predicted model, not a curated record